UUGAGAUGGGGUGGAUAGGGGGACAUUUACCUGGCUCUUGCGACAUCCCCCAGCUGACACCCCACCCACACACGUGUUGGGAUGUACUAGGGGUAGGGUUUGCGGGGGGUGGAGUGCUGAGAAAGGUCUGGCCAACACCCCCAACCCACCUCCAAAGUCGCCCAGCCCCCAAGGACAGCAGUGCCCGCAGCUCGUGCCUGGUAAGGAGGGAUCGAGGGUCACCGCUUGAAACCUUGAAAGUGAAAGUAGUCAAACUGAGGCGGUGAGAAUGGGUGAGCCUCCGUGAGCAGGGCGCGGGGCCCCUCCCCGCUCCCCAAGGCCAGGCCAUGUGGCCCAGAAGGUAGCGGCCCGGAUUCCGGAAGCCCCUCUCCCCACUCCCUGGCCAGUGGGUUGAGCCAUGCCGAGUGUCCAAACCCCUAAAUUUGGAGGUUCAGUAGGGUUAAAGAGGCCACAGUCGGGGUCUCCUUGGACUGGGCCCCCCGAUCACGGGCCUGGGGCUCCUGGGGAAUCCCCGUACACACACACACAAAAUGGGCGGGGGCUUUGGCCUUAGGUCUGCGCAGCCGGGAGGGUAUUUCUGAGGCCUCGAAAGCCGGCUGCAGAAAUCCCCUCGCUUCCUUCCUUCUGACCGUGGGGGCUUUUGUUGGGGGAGGCUGCAUUUGAGGAACUGUGGUGGGGGCCUGCCUGCCUGUCCGCUUCUUUUUUUCUUUAGUUUCCCCAUUCUCGUGUUUCUCUUCCCCAUUCCCUGGCCACGAUGAUGUAGGUGAGGAGGUCAUUGCCUGCAGCUGGGGGCCUCCAGGGAGGGGCUCGGCUGAGUGGGAGGAAGUGAAAUCAGGCGGCGGGCGGGGGCUCCGGAGCAGAGAGCUUGGGGAGGCAUGUCUGCAGGGCCAUGGUCCAACCUUGGGGCAGAAGGGGCUGAAAUCUGACUCGAACCCCCUUCGCCUGGGAGACGAGCAUCCCGGUCACCCUCCAGCUGCCGGACCGGGUCGAGCAGCCUGGCCAUCCCACUGCCCCAUUUUCAGUCCCUUAGCGCAAGAGGCUCCAGGGACGCGGGCGCGCGAGUUGUGUCAGGAUUUCCCAUCUCUGACCUGGCGGCUGGAGCGGAAACAGCUUCCUGGCUGCUCCCCCUGGGUCUCCACCAUGAACGGUCCCACCCUGCAGCCUGCCUCGGCCUCCUCCACGUCCCCUGCUUCAUCUGCCAGCGUGUCCUCGGCCACGGCAGCAACAUCCCCGCCACCCCGGGGCUGGAGCGAGUUCUGCGAGCUGCAUGCUGUGGCCACGGCCCGUGAGCUAGCCCGGCAAUACUGGCUCUUCGCCCGCGACCAUCCGCACCACGUGCCGCUGCGCGCCGAGCUGGUCUCGCUGCAGUUCACCGACCUCUUCCAGCGCUACUUCUGCCGCGAGGUGCGCGAGGGCCGCGCACCCGGACCCCCGGCACGGGACUACCGCGAGACGGGCCGUGGGCCCCCGGCCAAAGCUGAGGCGCGUCCUGCCGAGGCGAACACGCGCCCCACCGCCCCCGCCCUGCCCAAGGCGCGCAGCUCCGAGGACCUGGCCCCGCCGCGGCCGCCCGGGCCCUGCGCGCUCCAGCAGCUGCGCCGCAGCCUGCGCCACAUCUUCCGCCGCCGCUCAGCCGGGGAGCUGCCCGGAGUCCCCGGAGCCUGUGCUGCCGGCGAGGCGAGUGAAGCCCCAGCACGACCUAGUCUGGCCAGGAAGCUCCUGCCCUGGAGCCUGGUCCGAGAGCCACCGCCUGAGGCUGUCAAGGAGGCGGCGUUGCGCUACAGCGUGGCCGACGAGGCCUCCAUGGACAGUGGGGCGCGCUGGCAGCGCGGGCGGCUGGCCCUGAGGCGCGCGAGCGGCCCAGACGGUGGCUCCGACCGCGUGUUGGAGCUCUUUGACCCACCCAAGAGUUCAAAGCCCAAGCUGCAGGCAGCCUGCUCCAGCAUCCAGGAGGUCCGGCGCUGCACCCGUCUGGAGAUGCCCGACAACCUCUACACCUUUGUGCUCAAGGUGAAGGACCGCACAGAUGUCAUCUUUGAGGUUGGAGAUGAGCAGCAGCUGAACGCAUGGAUGGCCGAGCUCCGGGAGUGCACAGGCCGAGGCAGGCCAGAGAGCGAUGUGGAGCCGCCUGCGCCCUCAGCCCUGGAGCCCGGCCCAGCCAGCUCCCCAAGGGGAAGCACAGAUUCCCUUAACCAAGGUGCUUCUCCUGGGGGGUUGCUGGACCCAGCCUCCCAGAAAACAGACCACUUCCUGUCCUGCUACCCCUGGUUCCACGGCCCCAUCUCCCGAGUGAAGGCGGCCCAGCUGGUCCAGUUGCAGGGCCCUGCUGCUCAUGGUGUGUUCCUGGUGCGGCAAAGUGAGACGCGGCGCGGCGAGUACGUGCUCACCUUCAACUUCCAGGGCAUAGCCAAGCACCUGCGCCUGUCACUGAGCGAGCGGGGCCAGUGCCGAGUGCAGCACCUCCACUUCCCCUCGGUGGUGGACAUGCUCCACCACUUCCAGCGCUCCCCCAUCCCACUCGAGUGUGGUGCUGCUUGUGACGUCCGCCUGUCUAGCUACGUGGUCGUUGUCUCCCAGCCACCAGGUUCCUGCAACACCGUCUUAUUCCCGUUCUCCCUGCCUCGCUGGGACUCGGAGCCAGACCUUCCCCACCUUGGCUCUCCUGCCUGUCCUCGGGGGCUGGGCCCUGAGGCGCCCCCUGGCCGCUCCUCACCCCCGGAGCAGAUCUUCCAUCGGGUGCCUUCACCUGAGGAGCUGGCUGACAGCCUGCGGCUCCUGGAGACUGGGCCUGAGGUGCGGGCUCGGGACUCAGACUAUGAACUGGAUGCAUCCUCUCGGAGACACUUGCGGGCCAUCGACAAUCAGUACACACCCCUCUGACAGGCCGCGGCCUCCAGACGCACGAGGUGCACGCACAGACAUGGACUUGAAUGUAACCGUCUCCUCCCUCCCACGCAGAGAGAGGCUGAAGAUAACUUGCUCCCCCCUUCUGUCAGGCCUGGUGAAGGGCCUCCUGUGAGUUCCAUCACCACCUGCUUCCUCCUCACGUUUACAGGUGUAGUUCUUGUUCGUGAACGCUGCCUACUCUGGAUCCCUAGACCAGCCGCUGUCACUAGAGGCAGGGUGAGGCCCACAGUGGAAACCUGUUCUCCUUCUCACUGACACUGUCGUCACGGCUGAUGAUGACAGACUUUCUACUGGGGAGUCAUCAUCAGGAAGCCCAAAACACUAACAGCUCUGGAUUCUCACGUGGUUUUCCUGUUGUCACCCUUGCCACAGGUGACCACACCUAGUCCUGCUUCUUCUCAGCUUUAGGACAACGCUCCAUCAGAGUCAGAGGGACAAGCUAAAAAGCUCGAAAGUGAUUUUAAACAUUUUACCUCAGAUUAAUUUUUUUAAAGGAUUCAGGUUUCAAAACUAAACCGUUGCUUAUUUCAUUGCACUGUCUAAAACUAACCCUGUGAUAACUAAUCUAAUACCCCUGCAGUUGGAGACAGCUAUGCAAUCCUGCCUAGGUUCACCCACCGUCCAAGCCAAGACGCCUGGCUUCCUUGUCUACUGCAUCCUCAGGACAGCCACCUGCUGAGUGGCCAGUGUCCUUCCUGUACGUAGAGAAGUGAAGCAUGUGUCUCACCCUUUCAGGGAAAUUCAGGCAAUUACUGAAAUAGGGUGGCAAGGGAUAGCUCUACCCCAGUGCCUUAUAAAUAAAUAAUAUAAAUAAAAAACUGGAUUCUGGUUUACAGCAGCUUUGUGGUGAGAAUUAAUUGGAGGGAGGACGACAGAAGGGGAAGAAGGGCCCCUGGGCCCUUUCUAAUAAAUUCUCCCCCACAGGGCCUGGCUCAGAGCCCUUCCCCACCAAUAGUUUAUCUGCAAUUAUCUGCAAGUGGGCUUCAGGCUCAUUUGUGAACCAAAACGCAAGCCGGAAAUCUGGUGCCAUAGCUAAUGAAAACCUCCUUCAAGAGUCUAGUGUACCUGCUCUGUCCCGCUGGUCACUGCGGACACAGAUUUCAUGAGUGUGCACGCACACCACCGCCACCAUCCAGGCGAGCCCUAAAGCUAAAGCUCCAUGGGCCCUUGCCUUUCUUCACAAGUCACACAAUUCACAGGGGGACUGGCUCCUCCCAGAACUUUCAUGUAGAGGCUCAGGAACAAGGGUGGCAGUGACAGAGUGGGGUCAGCUGCUCCUGGAGAGCCAUUCAGUACAGCUACCCGGCUCACUGCAGUGGCUUCUAGGAAACUGGGCGUUUAGCACAGCUUAGCAUUUAUAGACACAUCCAUCAGAGGCUCAAACUAAACCCUGGCCUACAACCAACAGUACUGACUGCCUUAUCUGGGGCGAGAGUUUGGUCUGCUCCCUCCAGCUAUUCUCUGUACUCUGAGUCAGACUUCUUUUACUUCUAAAACUUUCUGGGGUUUUAGGAGGGGGGUGGGGUGGGCGAGCAGCCACCUCUGCAACACUUUUAAAACCAAAAAUCCUGAGUGCUGUCACAGACUGUUAAAGCAGAUCCAAACUUGAUCUAGACUGUGGUCCAUUUCUAAGAACACCUGCUUUCCUUUAUUUUCUACCAGUCAAGCAGAUUUCUAAAAUGCAACACUCCGCAAAGUGUGAACCAAAAGAACAAGCAAUAGUCUGGAUCUCUCUUUUAAAGAGAAAGUCACUGGUGAAGACUUCCUUCUGCGAUGGCUAGGCAGAAACUAAACCCAGUAAGUUCACUCCCUCCAGCCAGACAUCUGACCAUCGGGGAGAGGGCGUUUUCCAGCCAGGGGCUCCCACUUCUAUAGCCACGUCUCAGGGAGCCUCCAGAGGCAAACCAGGUCCAGCCGACCAGCAGCUCUGCCCACUGGCUGCCAAGUAUAAGCUCAGAACUUGUGACACAGAAGUGGACAUCACCCACCCCAGACUACUUCAGGCUGAAAUGUUCAAGAAAAAUAUCUCCUUCUUUAAACAUGUCCUAGUUACCAGCACAGCUCAGAUACAUCCUGACAAAAAGCCCCCUCAUGACUUGGGGGGAAGUGACACUGAGCCAAUGCUUUCUCUUCCCCGGGCACCUCCCUGGUGGCCGCAGCCAGCCCACCACCCUCUGCGAGAGCCCAAGGCCCGGAGCACCACAAGGCCCCUCGAGUUAUCUGAUUACAGGAAACAAGCAUAGGUUGACAGCCCCCAGCACCGACACCUUCUUAUCUGACUUCAGUCAACUUUUAACACUAACAGUCACCAGCACCAAAGAAUUAAGUCAACUAACCUGCCUUCAAUUUUAGACCAGCAAUCCAUAUGGCUUUAUCUGGUAUAAAUCUUCUGCCUUUGAUCAUUUCUGGACCGUGUAGGAAAAAGGAAUAGCAGUCAUUAAAAUCCUGGGCCAGAGAACACUAUUUUUACAUAACAGUUUCUUAACCUAAAAUCAAGGCCUUGACCUCCUCUCUGAGGGUAGAUUGAGAUCCCUUCAUGCUUUCAUUCAGGGCUGAGUCUCUUAUCGCAGAUGUCAGCUCUAAGCCCCCACACGACAGAGGGACUUGAUAGUUCUCCACUGCCUCCUAACAAGGACACAUCUGACAUCCAGUGUGUGGUCGGAAUAAGCAGCACAUUGUAAUGACGACACAGAAGGUGGAUUCAUCUUGUACCAUUACAGGCAGAAGGUAUCUGGCAAUUUUUUUAUGUAUUGUUUAUGUACUGUACAAGUAACUUAUUCUUGAAUAAUGCAAAUUUUGCUAUAAUGUACAAAUUGCUCUAUGUGAAUUUAAAAAAGUUUUCAGAAACUUGAUUUGUUGCCUUGGUAUUUACUGGCUCUGUUUUUUUCGACUGUGGCCUCUCUACAAGACCCUUACCCUGCUCAGACAUGUGCUUUUCCCCUGAUCCCCCUCCGGCAGUUUGGGGACAUUAACAGGUGUGAGUGAGUCCACCCCAGUAAGCUGCUGUGUAUACCCCUGCAUCUUGUCAACCUUUCUGCUCUCUGGUUUUCUUUGACAGUUUUUUUAAAGAAGUGUCUCCUGCCCCCUACUGGUAAGACAGACAAAAUGCCUGCACCCAGACCACAUUCACCUAGCUAGCACCACUCGUGGGGGCUCAACAGAUAGUA
Trichechus manatus latirostris (Florida manatee) is the source of this 6074-nucleotide messenger RNA. It is a transcript of the gene SH2B3, whose product is annotated as SH2B adaptor protein 3. Lineage: Eukaryota; Metazoa; Chordata; Mammalia; Sirenia; Trichechidae. Gene Ontology annotation, cellular component: plasma membrane. Gene Ontology annotation, biological process: intracellular signal transduction. The transcript is spliced from 8 exons. Bases 1141 to 2880 code for a protein of 579 amino acids. Gene Ontology annotation, molecular function: transmembrane receptor protein tyrosine kinase adaptor activity. The record is from RefSeq and is a predicted model, not a curated record.